ACCGGCUACCAACUUCAAGCGUAAAAUUCAAGUUUGUUUUUUGUACAAAUUUCUGAUGCAGUUUUUUUUUUAAUAAAUUACAAUAUAAAAUUGGACCGAUGAGCGCGACACGUCGUUUGUAUUGAAAAAUUAAAUCGAUCAACUGUGUUUAUAUGAAAAAUUCGACAAAAACAUCUGAUAUUUUUAAAGUCCUCAAACGUUCAAUUUUAAAGUUAUGAAAAUUUGCUCCUGAGUUCAGAAUUUUAUGAAUAUUGUACGAGUGACGUUCGAUCCAUGAGAUUGUCCUAUUGAACCAUACAUGCUGUUGACCAUUAGACCAGAUGAUUUUAAUCCAUCAAAAAGUCGUAUAGACUUUUAAUAUUGUAAACAGUAGGUAAAUGAUGUUCAAUAAUGUAAGAUCACACACAUCCCAACUAUGACAAACAUGUAUACAAUCGAUAGACUUUUAGUGAUUCUAGCCGGUAUGCUCUUUGCCGUGCUAAACGUAAAAUCGGGAACGGUGCCUGUGUCAAAUGCAAAAAAGAUGACUGUUAGUGACCUUAUGAUUGUCAGUAACAAUAGUUUAGGUUUUGUAGAUUAUUUCAAAAAACUUGAACUCGACCAGCGAUGCAAUAUGCCAAUAUUGAGCAUUUAUGAGUACAAAAAGUUUGAAAAUGACAAUAACAUUACUCCAUGUCUAUGCACAAUUAUUUACAAUAUGACCCAAGAACUAAAUACCAUUCUUGAAAAUGUAUCUGAAACAGCUAAAAUCAAUAUUAGUAGUUACCAAUCAAAUAACUUGGCAUUGUACGAAGUUUGGAAAAAUGUAUCCAUUAAGUCUUCAUCAUUAAAAUUAUUUAUGGAGCCAUUGAAGGAUGAAGAAAAGUGGAGAAAUAUUUGUCAUUCUAUCGAAAACGACAAUGAAGUUACAAGAUAUUGUAAAUUUUUAAAUUUUGAAAUCAUGUUAUGGCAUAAUAUUUUGCCAAAACCUAAAGAACCAGCUAAAGAAAAUAAUGUUGAUAAUAUUCUGAAAAAUGUUAUUGAAAAGAUUUCUAGUGUUAAAACCAUAGAGACUGUCGGAAUUGAUGGUAACGAAAUGGAUCCAGUCUCAGAUGAUACAUCACAAUUGAAUAAUAUCAAUAAUGAUGAUGAACUUGCAGAAAAAAAUAAUAAUAAAGAAGAAGAUAUUAUCGGUGAAGAGAUUCAAAAUAAACCAAUAGAUGGAGGUGUACUUAACCCUAGCAAACUUAAAGAUAAUUCAAAAUCUAAUAAUGAUUAUGCUAACCCUGAGGAUGUUACCUUAGUUGAUUCAGAAGCCAAGAAAGAAACUCAAUCAAGGUUUAAUCAAAAAAAUACUUUUACUAACCAUGAUUUUGAUGAUGUAGAAGAUUCACAUUUUCUUUUCUAUUUUGGCAUUAUGACUGUAUUUUCGUUGCUCUUUUAUUUAGCGUUAUACAAUAAAAAAAAAAUUAUUGCUCUUUUAAUUGAAGGUCGGCGAAAUACUAAUCACCGAAGGCGUCCAAACACAGCUAGUUAUUCGAAAGUAGAGACUGAUGAUGGUACAACUGUAUUUUAAAUAAAUGUGUUACUUAGUGAGUUCUGUUGGAAAUAUAAAAUUAAUUGUAGGCUCUCAAUACUGUAUUGAGUGGUGAAAAAUGUUCUAUACCAGAAAUCAACAUUAUAAUUAAAUAUAAUACAUUAGAAAAAAUUCUGUGAUGAAAAUAUGUGUACAUAAUUUUUAUAACUUUU
This is a messenger RNA of Sipha flava (yellow sugarcane aphid), 1728 nucleotides long. RefSeq lists its product as uncharacterized. The coding region runs from base 416 to 1555 and encodes 379 amino acids. Lineage: Eukaryota; Metazoa; Arthropoda; Insecta; Hemiptera; Aphididae. The record is from RefSeq and is a predicted model, not a curated record. The transcript has 6 exons.